This is a messenger RNA of Desarmillaria tabescens, 1460 nucleotides long. RefSeq lists its product as uncharacterized. Lineage: Eukaryota; Fungi; Basidiomycota; Agaricomycetes; Agaricales; Physalacriaceae. The transcript has 5 exons. Gene Ontology annotation, biological process: protein phosphorylation. The record is from RefSeq and is a predicted model, not a curated record. The coding region runs from base 92 to 1267 and encodes 391 amino acids. Gene Ontology annotation, molecular function: ATP binding; protein kinase activity.
AGUUCAUGAAACAAUGACAGGAAGGGCGACAGAGGGCUUCAGGGCCGGAUCGUGACCAGAAUUUGCAGCACUGCAACGUGCUCCCGUAAUCAUGAACGCCGGUGUCACAACGUUGGGGGAUGGCGAGGGCCCUGAAACCCUACUUGACAGCGAGACCUUUUGGCGCGACCAUACCAUAUGGCUGAAAGAAUGCGGUUACGAAUUACGGCCACGCUUUCGACUGGGAUGGGUGGCAUCGUGGAUUGGGACGAAGAAAGAAUGGUUCGAAUGCGAAGAUGGUAAAUGGUCAAUGCGUAGCUUCGCUUUCAUGGAUGCAAAAGAUACGUCUACUGGGCAAAUCGUUGGCAUGAAAAUUAUAAGGCAUGAAGAUAAUCCAAAAGAGCUGGCUAUCGGGACAUUUUUCACCAGUGAAGAAAAGUCCUCAGAUCAUCGUAAUCAUUGUGUUCCCAUUCUUCGAACGCUACCGAUUCCAGAUGAGGAAGGGCACGUCAUCAUAGUGAUGCCAUACCUACGACCAUGGUACGAUCCCAAGUUCAAGACCAUUGGCGAGGGUGUUCAAUUCUUCAGGGAGAUGCUUGAGGGACUCCAGUUCAUUCAUGAAAACAAUGUUGCUCAUCGUGAUGGAGGGUUUACAAAUAUCAUGAUGGAUGCGACGCACAUGUACGGGCCAGACAGUUUUCACCCCCGCGAUAGGAAGCUGAAAUACGACUUCUCCGGGCGUGCGCGACAUCGCUCACGUACUGAACAGCCUCCGAGAUACUACUUCAUUGAUUUUGGACUUUCGAUUCUCUAUAAACCUGACGAACUGCCGGCCACCGUGCGCGCACUAGAAGGAGGGGACAAAUCAGUCCCUGAGUUUCUAGCUGAUAAUCCAGAUUGGAUGAAGAGAACGCUAAAGCACGAUCCAUUUGCUGUCGACGUUUACUAUCUUGGCAAUGCAUUCAGAGCCUUUCUUUGCAAGGGAAUCAAGGCAGAUCAUAAACUCAGUGAAAGAGAGCUCCUUCGGAUGAGAGGGUUUGAGUUUAUGGAACCUCUGAUAACCGCGAUGACUGAGCCAAAUCCGGUAAAGCGCAUUAAAAUCGGCGAUGCUAUCGAAAAAUUUGCACUUAUCGAGAAGGGUCUCAGUGCGAUGACUUUGAGAUCCAGAGUCGUCUAUAGCACAGACUCCAUAAUUUUUCGACCCUUCAAGGCUGCUGGUCACUGGGUGUGGACUUUGGGGCUCAUUGCACGAGGAAUACCAGCCAUUCCUACACCUUCGCCGCAAUAAAUCCUUGCCUAUUCGAGCUCUCUUGUCUCUCGCUGCCCCUUCUCCUGCUCUGCAUCUAUCUGCAUAUCAGAAUAUAUUUCUUUUUUUCUUGCUCUGGCCGCCUCCAAGAGCUGGUGCCUGGUGUCCGCCUUCCCUAUUGUGACUAAUAAGCUGGUUUAUUACGUAUCCUAGUCGUACCUCAUUCUCACACCAU